This is a messenger RNA of Prorocentrum cordatum, 504 nucleotides long. Lineage: Eukaryota; Dinophyceae; Prorocentrales; Prorocentraceae. The record is from the annotation of a GenBank genome assembly.
AUGGAGUGGUGCUGCGAAAAGGAGAAGAUUGGCUGCACCACUACGACUCCGAAGCCCUACGACUGCGCCGCUGCUGAGCAGAACUCCAAGUCUGCUUGGUCCGACAGCAAGACACACUGGUGCUGUGCGCAUGAGCUGCGUGGGUGUCCACCGUUCAACUGUUCGGACACGUCCAGCGCCAGCUCCUGGUCGCUGGCGCAGAGUGUCUACUGCUGCGAGACCGCGAACGUGGGCUGCACCACCACGACCACGACGACACCUCCGCCCUACAACUGCCAGGAGGGUCUGGCGCAGUGGAUGACAGAGUGGCCCGAGGACAAGAAGGACGGGACUGGUGCUGCUCUCACGAGGCCAGGGGCUGCCCGCUGUUCGACUGCAACGCCUCGGCAUCGGCACCGGACCAGUGGCCGAAGGUCGAGCAGGAGUGGUGCUGCGAGAACAAGCAGGUCGGGUGCACGACCACCACUACCACGACCACGACCUCGCCUCUGUUCGACUGCCUGA